Messenger RNA from Aspergillus mulundensis, 3504 nucleotides. Its product is annotated as HECT-type E3 ubiquitin-protein ligase. Gene Ontology annotation, biological process: protein polyubiquitination. The transcript is spliced from 3 exons. Gene Ontology annotation, molecular function: ubiquitin protein ligase activity. Bases 1 to 3504 code for a protein of 1167 amino acids. The record is from RefSeq and is a predicted model, not a curated record. Lineage: Eukaryota; Fungi; Ascomycota; Eurotiomycetes; Eurotiales; Aspergillaceae.
AUGCCGUCGCGGGCUGCGCAUAAACCGUCGGUCCAACCACCCGCGAGUUUGGCCGGUAUCCAGCCUGGCACAAGCCCUAUACCCGUGCCUAUAGUUGGUGGCCGCUCCCCGAACCGCGCGCGACAUGCCGACCAAAGGGUGACCGGCGCCCCGUUCUCGCCGCCGUCGGGCUCGUCGUAUCAUCGCGGACACUCGCGUUCUAUCAGCCAACCUUUUGCAUCGGCCUUUUCUGGAGUUGGCAAGCGCCGGAACAAAUCAAUAUCAGCGGAAGCGAAUCUCGACACCGACGAUGACGAUGACGACGACGAUAUCUAUGUCCCCAAUCCGAAUCUCAUCUCCACGAGCCCUCGCAAGGGCCUGCCACGAGUACCCCUGAAGGAAGAGUUGACGACUGGGAGGUGUAUGACCUGCAAUAAUACCGUGCGAUGGCCACGGAGUUUAAAGGUCUUCCGCUGUACGGAAUGCCUUACGGUGAACGACCUGGAGCCGUACCGAGAUAUGAAAGAUCCCGUCAACUCAGGGCGCUCGAAAAGGGACGCGAAGCCCACCCAGCAGGCGAUUCCCAGGAAAGCGAUUCCAUUCACUAUUGAGCGAACCAAGAUCAUCAUUGAUCGAUGUAUCUCCGCCCAUUUACAACAAUACCUAGGAGCCCCGCCAGUGCCCCCGAAGGAUGGGCCGGGUGCUUCCCCACAGACUUCCGUCAAGUGGCCUGACAAAUUGCCUGUGCCUGAUCGCCCGAGCGCGCCGCGGGGUCGCAGUAUGUCUUCCUCAGACACGCGCGAGAGAGCCGGCGGUGACAAUGCUAGCUUUGGAAGUUCCAGCUGCCCAAGGACACCUUUUGUCCCGGUUCCGCCGCCUAAGGACACUCUGAGUGCGCCCAAAUCUGUUGAACCUCGGGCAAAAAGUCGACCUCGUGACACCGCAAAGAAGGAUAGAUCUCCCUACAUAUUCCGAGAGCUUGAGGACUACUUAAUAUCUGGACUCAAGGGCUGUGACACUCUAAAUGUGUCUUUCAAUUCAUCCCAACAUGUUCCCAGAUUUACGCCAAGUAACCACCGUCCUGAACGUGGCGCGGAGCAAAAUCCUAGGCCUGCGCAGGUGGAUACGGCUGUUGAACUUGAUGCGAAGACACUCUUAGUGGGAGACUUAGCUGAGAAUUCUUCUUGGUGGAUGGUCGACGAAGAUGCUCCCGGUGUGCCCAACCAUAGUCAACACAAGCACAAGACCACGAAAGUAGUCAGUUCUAGGAGCCCACGGAUCAACUGGAUUGAUGUCGAUAAGUGGUAUCAACUCAUUCUAACUGCGGGGACGACCUGGGUCGAGAAGUGGUCAGUCAUGAAAGUUCCUGAAGAAAAGGAUCCUGCGAGAUCAGAAGCAUGGCUCAUGGCAGACCUCAGUGCAAUCGAAAGGGAGUUUACAGACUCGCGUGUACACCUGCACAGGACGCUUUUGAAAGCCACGGAGAGCUUGCUCAAGCGACCCCGGAGACCUUUGAAGAAGCCGGAUGAUAUCAGGUUUCUUCUAAUACUUUUCUAUAACCCACUAAUACAUCCGCCUAGCCCGGCACUGUCAAACCUUACCGUCGUGGACGGCGAGCAGAGGCCAUCGCGCUCUGCGGAAAGCAAAGGGCGGACGACUGGCAGCAAAUCGCAUGCCGUAAAAGGCCAAAACGGAGGGCCUGGCCAGCAUCCCGGCAUCGUCAAACGUAUACUGGGCUUGCUGUCGGACCUACCGAGCGAUUGCCAUCACUAUCUGGUCUCCUGGUUUUCACGUUUCUCGGCAGGGCAAUUUGAGAAGAUCGUUGAGCUUGUGGGCAGGUUCGUGACAUAUCGCCUAUCACGACAGCAUGCACGGAGGAAAAGUGAAUCGGCAAAUGACGACAACUAUCUGAUACCUAGUUUAUCAAGCGCUGCUAUGAACACACCGGCAGAGUUACAUGCGGCCAUCAAUGGGAUCAAUGAGAACAAGCAGGCAAAGAAGAAAGCUGAUGCGCCGAUAACAUACAGUGAUGAUUGGCAGAUCCGUGCUGCAGGUCGAGUUAUGGCGCUACUGUUUACCGCAAAUAAUGCGGAUGUCGCUCGCAAGUCAGCAGUACCCUCGAGCCAAGAACCAACUUCCACAUCCAGACAGCAAGAAGACCAUCGUGGACACAUCAUCCCAAUCAGUUCCUUCUAUAGCACGAGGCUCGAUUAUUCAAACCUUGUGGUCGCUGACUUUGAGGCCUGGGAGUCGAGGACGACGAAAUUCUCGUUCUGCCAGUAUCCAUUCUUUCUCAGUAUCGGAGCCAAGAUUCAAAUCUUGGAGCACGAUGCGCGUCGCCAGAUGGAGGUCAAAGCUCGUGAAGCCUUUUUCAGCAGCAUCCUGACGCGAAAGGCCGUGAGCCAGUAUUUUGUGCUGAGAGUACGCCGUGAGUGCUUGGUAGAAGACAGCCUGCAGCGUGUCAGUGAAGUCCUGGGAUCCAGCCCUGAGGAAAUGAAGAAGGGGCUACGGAUUGGAUUUGUUGGUGAAGAGGGUGUGGACGCAGGUGGUCUGCGGAAGGAGUGGUUCCUCCUCCUUGUGCGGGAGGUCUUUGAUCCCCAUCACGGACUUUUUCUCUACGACGAGGACUCUCAGUACUGCUAUUUCAAUCCAUACUGUUUAGAGUCGUCGGAGCAAUUCUUUUUGGUCGGCGUUGUGCUAGGGCUGGCCAUCUAUAACUCGAUUAUUCUUGAUAUUGCCCUCCCGCCGUUCGCUUUCAAGAAGUUGCUGGCCGGGGCACCGCAAACAACCGGACCUCAACCGUUGACUACGCGCCCUACAUAUAAAUGCAGUAUAGAUGAUCUGGCGGAGUAUCGGCCUCUUCUGGCUAGAGGCCUGCAGAGACUUUUGGAGUUUGAGGGCGAUGUUGCCGAGACCUUUUGCCAGAGCUUUGUUGCCGACGUCGAACGGUAUGGCGAGGUUGUCUCGGUCCCUCUUUGUCCUGGUGGAGAGAAGAAGCCGGUCACGAAUGCGAAUCGUCGAGAGUUUGUCGAUCUCUACGUUCACUACCAUCUCGACACCGCGGUAACGCGGCAAUUUGAGCCAUUCCGGCGCGGAUUUUUCAGUGUCUGUGGCGGCAAUGCGCUGUCCUUAUUCCGCCCUGAGGAGAUUGAACUCCUGGUGCGCGGCUCAGACGAGCCGCUAGACGUGAGGUCGCUGCGGGCAGUUGCAACAUACUUGAAUUGGGGAACACCGAAGCCGGAAUCGGUACCUGUGGUGCAGUGGUUUUGGGAGUACUUUGAGCGCGCAAGUCCCGAGGCUCAGCGCAAACUUCUCUCCUUCGUCACGAGCAGCGACCGCAUUCCAGCAAUGGGGGCGACGAGCCUCAACAUCCAACUGAUGUGUCUCGGCGACGACUCGCCGCGGUUUCCGACGGCGCAUACAUGCUUCAACCGGCUGGGAUUAUACCGGUAUGCGACGCGGGAGAAACUCGAGCGGUUGCUCUCGGAGGCAGUGCUGAACAGUGAAGGAUUUGGGCUGAAGUAG